Messenger RNA from Mya arenaria, 3353 nucleotides. RefSeq lists its product as uncharacterized. The record is from RefSeq and is a predicted model, not a curated record. The transcript has 4 exons. Gene Ontology annotation, molecular function: protein heterodimerization activity; protein homodimerization activity. The coding region runs from base 690 to 2183 and encodes 497 amino acids. Gene Ontology annotation, cellular component: mitochondrial outer membrane. Lineage: Eukaryota; Metazoa; Mollusca; Bivalvia; Myida; Myidae. Gene Ontology annotation, biological process: extrinsic apoptotic signaling pathway in absence of ligand; intrinsic apoptotic signaling pathway in response to DNA damage; regulation of apoptotic process.
AACCUCAAGGGGUCAGUAUUCAAUAUUGAUCUUAUCCUUAUCCUUAGACAUGCCUCAGUGAUUCCAUUCAGCCUUUUUGGUCAGCUUAUUAUACAGGCCAAUCAAAACACUUAGUUUCUAAUCUUAAAUUUAAGUUCAAUCUAAGUGGUUUAUUGAAUACGGCCCACUAGUUACUGUGCAACCUCUUGCAAGGCUUGUAAAGAUAAGAUUUUAGCGAGCAUUUACGUUGAUGCAGAUGUGAUGAAAACGGGUUUUAUUUAGAGCGUUGGAAAAAAACAAAAAAAAAGCUGUUUACCUUCAGCAGUGUAUACAAGCAAAUUAUAGAACUUCCAAAAUAGGUUAAUUUAUCUUAAUUAUUAAAGUACCGAGAGUAAUCUCCCUUAUAAAAAGGUAUUUUUAGACGGGUGCAGGACUAAGUGAACCACUUCCCAAUUGUACUAUUUGAGGACCAAGUGAACCACAUAUACAUUAUUGUAGUAGCUGUUGUGUAAUGGCACACGGCAUGAAAUACUUCGGGUUUUCCGAUUACAUCACCAUAUGUUUUAAAUAAAUUCUUAAGAUAUUCUGUUUAAAUAUGUGCUUUUUAAAUAUAUGUGAUUUUUAAAUAUGCAUAAGCCGAUUUUACAAAAGUUAUCAGAAGAAUAAUAAUCAUAAUAAUAUAUGUGUACAUAAUUUCAUACUUUGAGAGUAUGGCGGAUUCUAUAACACAAGACUAUCUAACCUACAAACUUCAAAAGUCAGGCUUAAACUUUGGAAAUAUUUCAAAAUGGCCGAAGAUGGAUUGUUCAACAUGCAAAUCGAAACUAGAAGGAGAUGUGUUCACGCGCUGUUAUACUUGUAAUGAAGCAAAAAUGUAUCCAGUCUCUGGGGAAAACACAAGUGAUGCUCCGAUUCACAUCCAGAGGGAACUAAAGCUGAUGAGAGAAUUGUGUGAUAAAUUUGAAACUACUGGUGUCGUCGAAAGGCAACUCGGAAAAAUUCCGGUCGACGUUCUACCCGAAAAACAUAAAGCUACGCUUCAGGUUUAUCUUUUGCAGGCAGCCGAUAAAUUAUUUGAAAAGGAAACACACUGGAAGGGUAUUGUGUCUUUGCUGGUUCUUAGUGGAUCGUUGGCAAAAUUAUGUGUUGACAAAGGCCACAGCGCUGAUGUCGAAAUCAUUUAUCGUAUUACAAGCUGGUACAUCAACGACAAACUUCGUCAAUGGAUCAUCCAUAUUGGCGGAUGGGAAAUGUUCGUUGCCUGGGCAGAGGACAAUGCAAUGUACCUCGAUAGAUCGACACCACAAGUUUCAAUUCCUGAACUCUCUACUGUGACAUUGAAGAAGGAGGCGGAUAUCCAGGUCAGAACGUCUCAGGACAUGAAAACCUGCAUCACGGGAUCAGCCCUGAUAUCACCUGGUAUCUUCCUCCUGACUGACCAUGGUAACCACUGUGUCAAACUCGUAGACGUCAGCAACCGAACCGUCACGUCCAGCCUGCAGCUGCCCAGAGGCGCGCCCUGGGACGUGUGUGUGCUACCUGAUGACCAGGCCGCCGUCACUCUCCCGUAUUUCUCCAUGAUUCAGUUGGUGUCGACAAAGCGAGGGCAGUUGUCAAGUGGAAAGAAAAUCAAAGUAUCAUCUCAGUGUCAUGGUAUUGCAUAUUACAACAAUAGAUUAUACGUUUCAUACGCAUUUAUCAUGUGUAUUGAAGUGAUGACAUUGGAUGGUCAUAUCAUCAGCACAUUUCAAAGAAAUGAUGGAAAACAAGUGUGCAAUGCACCAUUUUACCUGACUUUGUCAGCUUCAACACCACCAACCCUGUACGUGUCUGACUACACUGCCGACACCGUUCUCAAGCUGACCCUGGACGGGAAGGUCCUGCGGAAAUACCGAGAUGAGCAGCUCAAAUAUCCCAUGUCCGUAGUGGAGUUAGGACCCGGCCAGCUGCUCGUGUGUGGGCAGGGCAGCCACAACGUGAUGCUGCUGACGGAGUGGGAUGGCAAGAUGACGGAAAUACUUGGAAUGAAGGACGGUCUGUUCCUUCCCAGAUCCAUUGCGUUCUGUCCUCACACACGUGCCGUAGUUGUCGGGAUGUUCAAUUAUGUUUCACUGAAGGUCUUUUAUGCAAAUCGACAGCAUUUCUUUAUCAGGGGUAAAUUUGCUUUCUCUGACAUGAAUUACCAUGUAUUCAAUAAUGUUUGAGCAAGUGAAUAGUAAAUGCAAUCAUAUUUAUUGUUCAACAUACUCCUAUUUAUUCGUCGUAAAAGAGUUCUAUCAAACUGAUUGGACAUUUUCUAGUUAUAUAAAACAAAAAAGGAAAGAAUGAAAGACAGUUGUAUCUGUCUCAGAAGUUUUGAAAAGUCAUUGAUGCUUAAAUCGCACCAGUGACUCUCAUUGGUUAUUGGUAUACUGUCUUGUUCGGGCUUGGUCAUCGCCCAGUAACUCGAUAGUCAUGCCUGCUUACAGUCAAAUAUAGUAUAUCAUUAUUACUUGCGGAGACAAUUACUUACUUAACUAGUAUACAGUCAGUACAAUUAUGAACUGAGUGACAGUGCUUGUAGACAUAAAUCGUGUCAUUGUUAUUGUUCACAAACCUGAAAUUUGAGUUAAUGUUUGCACGCGUUCAUUGACUGCAGUACAGUCUGACUUUACCAGGGCGCCAGAAUACCAAAGAGUUUAAGUGUGAUAAGUGACAGUACAUAGAGGUAACUGCAAGUCCCAGUCACACCAAGAUAUUAUCAGAGUGGACGAAAACGUGUAAAAUAUAAGGAGAUACAAUGUAAAUCCCGAGCUUUUAAAGAAGAGACCUCUUGGAUCCGGAAUUUGCCCUAUGUCAAGCACCGAUUUUUUGGUUUAAACCAGUGCUGAGUACUCACAAAUUGAUUGAAAACUAUCAUAACUACCCUAUAAUGGCGACCGCAAAGCAAGGAAUCUACUGGAACCAAUUUCCUACCGUUCCAGCAUCAAAGUGAACGCUCAGCCAUAAGGUUAACGGAGUGUUGCCAUGUCGCCUGUUCAGAGCAUCAAUAUUUAUAGUUUUUUUGACACCUAUCGCCUUCAGCUCACACAAUAACUUCUCUGCAUUGCGAAAUAGACUUCAUCAAUCCACGGAUUCUCUAUGUAGGACUGUGCAUAUAAAGCAAUAUAUGGUACUUAUAUUUUGCCACUUUUGCAACAAUCAGUUCUCAAAAUGUGCAUGAACCAGAAUCAGGUGAAGAUGUUUAAAUCAAUAUUGUUUUACCAUGGAGGUUCUAAUACAGCUUUGACAGCUUCAGGAAAUAAGACCAACACUAAACCAACAAUGGAAGAGAAAAUGUUGCUACAUGGUAUGUAUGUUGAGCAAACACAGCAAUAAAAGGACAAUGUUCUUGA